Messenger RNA from Erigeron canadensis, 2111 nucleotides. RefSeq names its product alpha-dioxygenase 2. Gene Ontology annotation, molecular function: oxidoreductase activity, acting on single donors with incorporation of molecular oxygen, incorporation of two atoms of oxygen; peroxidase activity; heme binding. The transcript has 10 exons. Gene Ontology annotation, biological process: response to oxidative stress. The record is from RefSeq and is a predicted model, not a curated record. The coding region runs from base 43 to 1953 and encodes 636 amino acids. NCBI's taxonomy places the organism in Eukaryota, Viridiplantae, Streptophyta, Magnoliopsida, Asterales, Asteraceae.
CUAAAACUCAAUUUCAUAUCCAUAUUCAUAUUCCUUUACACCAUGAACCUUACACAACUCAUUUCCUUCUUCUCUAUUCAUCCUCAACUACAAAAAAUCGUGGACAAAAUGUCUUUAUUUGACACUAUCGUCUUCUAUAUUGUGCAUAUGGUGGACAAGCUUGGGUUAUGGCAUAGGCUACCUGUGAUAAUGGGGCUGGGUUAUUUAGCUCUAAGAAGGCACUUGCACCAAAAAUACAAUCUGGUGCAUAUUGGAAUCAUGAGCGGCACUAAAUAUGAUGUUCAACAAUAUCCUCACCGGACGGCUGACGGGAAAUGCAAUCAUCCGACGGAUGAUAUCGUAGGCAGUCAAGGAACACUGUAUGGUCGUAAUAUGCCUCCAUCCACUUCCAAGUUCGGGCUGCUGGAGCCUCAUCCAACUGUAAUAGCCACAAAGCUAAUGACAAGAAGAAAGUUUAUUGAUUGUGGCAAGCAAUUCAACAUGAUAGCUUGCUCUUGGUUACAAUUCAUGAUUCAUGACUGGAUCGAUCACAUGGAGGACACCCAUCAGGUUGAAAUCACAGCUCCAAAUGAAGUUGCUGGAGAGUGUCCAUUAAAAUCUUUUAAGUUUUACAAAAGCAAAGAAGUUUCAACAGGAUCACUUGAAACUAAGACUGGUUUUGUUAAUUCAAGGACUCCAUGGUGGGAUGGAAGUGUUAUUUAUGGAAAUAAUGAAGCGGGCAUGAGGAAGGUAAGAAUGUUUAAAGAUGGAAAGUUAAAGAUCUGUAGUGACGGGCUACUUGAACAUGACGAGAAAGGGAUUCCCAUAUCAGGCGAUGUUAGAAACUGUUGGGCUGGUUUCUCCCUCUUGCAAGCGUUAUUUGUGAAAGAGCAUAAUGCUGUAUGCGACAUGCUCAAAGAAAAUUAUCCGGAAUUUGAUGAUGAGAAGUUGUACCAGCAUGCUAGAUUGGUAACAUCAGCAACUAUUGCUAAGAUCCACACCAUUGAUUGGACCGUUGAACUUGUAAGAACAGAUACCCUCUUAGCAGCAAUGAGAGUUAACUGGUAUGGUCUUUUCGGGAAGAAAGUGAAGGAUACAUUCGGGAAUAUAUUUGGACCCGAAUUAAGUGGACUAGUUGGUCUUAAAAAACCACAAGAUCACGGAGUCCCCUAUUCAUUAACAGAGGAGUUUGUCGCUGUCUACAGAAUGCACACAACGCUUCCAGACAACAUAAUUCUUCGAGAAAUUGAUUCCGUAGCUUCAGAACACAAAUCCCCUCCACCAGUUUCAGAAGAGAUAAAUAUGGAAGAAUUGAUUGGAAAAGAAGGAGAAAAAAGACUAUCUAAAAUUGGUAUGGAGAAGAUGUUGGUGUCUAUGGGUUAUCAAGCUUGUGGAGCUGUCACAUUAUGGAACUAUCCGUCGUGGAUGAGAAACCUUGUUGCUCAUGAUAUUGAUGGAGAUGAGAGACCCGAACGAGUGGAUAUGGCUUCGCUAGAAAUUUAUAGGGACAGAGAGAGGAAGGUGCCUCGAUACAACGAGUUUAGGAGGAACAUGUUAAUGAUUCCUAUUACCAAAUGGGAAGAUUUGACAGAUGAUGAAGAGGUUGUUGAGGCGCUAUAUGAAGUAUACGGAAAUGAUGUUGAGAAACUUGACUUACUAGUUGGAAUACACGCAGAAAAAAAGAUAAAAGGAUUUGCCAUUAGUGAGACUGCAUUCUUCAUCUUUGUGCUAAUUGCUUCAAGGAGACUUGAAGCCGAUCGAUUCUUUACUACCAAUUUUAACUCACAAGCAUACACCGAGAAAGGACUUGAAUGGAUUAACAAGGUUGAGAGUCUGAAAGAUGUUAUUGACCGCCAUUUCCCUGAUAUGUCGAAGACUUGGAUGAGAUGUUCGAGUGCAUUUUCUGUAUGGGAUUCAGAUCCAAAUGCUCCUAACUAUACACCAUUAUAUAUGCGAUGUGCUGCGAUGUGCUGAUGUUAAAUUGCCCUCAUUUAAGAAACUGGUGUAAUGUCCUAUGGAAAGGUUGGUUAGUAUGGACAAUAAAGCUUCUGUUUCUCCUUAACUUAGUAUUUUUAAUAAUAGAGUUUUGAAGUUGCUCCUUCUCUUGACAGAAAGCAACCCGCGAUUAUAUA